AUGGUUUGCACAUGUACAGAUUCGCAGCCUUUGGUUGAAACAAAAGCGACAGCUGACGAGAACCCGAUGAUGGCGGAUGGUUGUUGUUGUUGCUGCUCGGGUGAUGUUGAUAUCAUGUGCCGGCCCUGGUAUGCAGUCAACCAUCGGAAGCCACGUCAGGCCAAUGGCGAGAACGUUGAAGUGAAGUAUGAAAAGGAUGACGCCACCUAUUUAGGAGGAAUCGUGGAUGGAAAACGUGAAGGAUAUGGUGUCUACAAGAGCAACAUUGAAACGUACGAAGGACAGUGGAAGAACGACAAACAGCAUGGCAAUGGAAAACACUCGUGGAACGAUGGGCGUUCCUAUGAAGGUCAGUAUUUGAAUGGGCGAUUCUCUGGAAAGGGCAAGAUGGUCUGGACAACCGACAAGGGAAUCAUGACCUACGAAGGAGACUACCUGGAUGAUGCCAAGCACGGAUUUGGCAAGUUUACCUGGCCAAACAUGAACGUCUAUGAGGGUGGCUGGCAGACCGGAAAGCGCCAUGGCAAGGCAACGUUCACUACGCACCAAGGGAAGCAGAAGGUGGGAUUCUGGCAAGAGGACAAGUUCGUGCGAUGGGAAGCGGAGGAGAACGCUGUGGCCGGAUGAGGGUGAGCCAUUGCAUCCAGCGGCAAAGCCAACAGAUGCAGCGGUUUCACUCAGUGCGAGCCUGACUCUGGAAUUGAUCAGAGACAGUGAACACUGUCUUUCAGUGAGAUUUAAGAAGCGUGUGAUCAUCCAUGACACCCCUGGAUUUAUUAAAAGCUCCAGUUGCGCAGC
Molecule: messenger RNA, 798 nt
Organism: Cladocopium goreaui
Lineage: Eukaryota; Dinophyceae; Suessiales; Symbiodiniaceae
Source: the annotation of a GenBank genome assembly